AUGUCAAAACAAUAUGAUUUCCUUAAAAGUGUGCUGAAUGUACUGAAAGAUAAUGAAUUUCUUGCAGCGUGGGAACUUCUGGAAUUCAAGACAUCUCCAUAUAAUUGGUUUGCAAUCAUCUUUAUCAUUUUCCUGGGAAUUGUUUUUGAGAUAGUAUUUAUGAAAAUUUGUACCUCCUUCCAGAGGAAACCUGCACUUUCAGGACAGAGGACUCCCAGUUCCCAAGAGAUAAUCAGUCUACCUCUUCAGAAGGAAGGAAGUGAAGGUCCUUUUGAAGACAGAGUUCCACCCAUGGAUGGAAGACCAGAGUUUGGUAGCAACAAGAAUAAACUCCACAGGAGUUAUUUUAGAGAAAGUCACGGGUCAUUCACACAAGCAAGUAGCUCCUCUGUGUCAAUGGCUCAUUCAGAAGUAAAGAAAAUAUUCCUAAACCAUCAAGAGCAUCCAGAAAGUGAACGAGAAACAGUACAGUUUUCACCAAAGAAAUUGUUUUCAACAAUGAAAAACAAAAACCCCAAUGCUUUAAAAUCACAGGAUGUGAAGAAGAAAUCUCUUGACAGCAUCAAACCAGGGUCAUCUCCAGCCCAAGAGGUGGACAGUCGCCUCUAUUCGCCUGAUAACUCAUAUUCUAUUGAAUCUCAAGAUGCAACCAAGACUCUAGUCUCAGAUAAGAAAUCCUCAUAUGAGGGCCUAGCUCAUGUGUGGGUUCGAGAUUCAAACAAAAGAAAAGAUUCAACCCAGAAGAAAGCUACUAUGUGCAAGGAUUCCAAGCAACAGAAAAGGAAAGGCCUCUCAAGUAUAACUUUGUACCUUAUUAAUGUUUCCAAGCCCAUUCUUGCUUCAAAAACAAAUUGGAAUAAUAAAGAGCCUCUUAAGGACCCAGUUAUACCAGCAAAGGAAAAUAAGAUUGCAGAGUUUAAUGUCCCAAGUAGUAAAAAGCUGUCUGGGCAGCAUGUUCUAGAGUGUGAAACACAUUUAGACAAAACUAUAUCACAUCUCCUGCAGAAAUUGAUUUCCUAUCUUAAAAUGGAAUCAAACAGAAGAUUGGAAAGAAUGAAGGUGUUAAAAAGUACAGAGAGCUCCGUUCUACCCUCAAAUGGAGAGAUGGGACCCACCAGUAAGCCAGAAGUUGGAAAGGACCCAUCAGUAAUCCAGACAAGUGAAUUAAAAGCCAAGAAAGAUAUAUCAAGAAUAAUAGAGGUCAAUCAUUCAGUACAAAGACAAGAGGAAAAGCCAAAUGAAAAGAAAACAUUCAGGGAGGAGACAUAUAGACUGAAAAUGCCACAAUUAGUUGCUAAUAGCCAUCAUAAUAUAGCAGACAUGGAACCAGGGUUAUCUGUUCAUGAGCAAAAUGCUCCACAAAUGACCCAAGAUUUCAAGUUGAGCCAGCAGCUAAAGCAGAAGGUCAAGUGUCUCCAAUUUGAAAUACAGCAGAGCAGUGUGGGAAAGAGUAGAAAGCCAAAUGAAGAGCCAGAGUUCGUGGAAGCAAAGACAAAUGAAAUCAUAUAUUCUGCAAAAGAACAUGAUAUUUCACCUGAUGCAAACCAUCUGAAAGAGCAAGCUGGCAGUAUUGGAAAGGAAAAGACAAUGUCUUUUGAUUUUUCCAGCCCUAUUUUAUCUGCAACCAAAAGGAAGAGCAGCUUCAAACGACCUUCAGACAUAGGCAUGGUAGCAAAUUUCAAAUGUGGAAUUACAAAAGUGAAGAAACCAUUCAUUUCAGAGGUGCUACAUAUUCAGGGUGGGUCUUGCACAAAACAGAGGGAGAAACUGAGAAGUAACUCUGAAUCCCAAAUGAAAGAAAUGGCUCAAGUUCUAAACAUGGCAGAUACCACAGACUUUUUUGGGACUGUCAUGUCUGACAUUUGGAUCAAUAGCAAAAUAGACAAAGGAGAAAAAAGACUCAGUUCUAAACACAUCAAGGAAACUGUAUCGCCACUGGGUGGGGAUAUGACUUCGUGUUUUACCAGUUUCCAAGAGGAAGAGGAAGAAGUCAGUGAAAAGAACAUAUUAAACACAAUUCAACAUUUUACUUUCCAGUCAGGUCAGAGGAAGGAAUCUGACCUUGGUAGGUCAGAAGACCAAGGAAAUGGGAAAAUUCUAUUUCUUACAGAACAAGCUGUCUCACAAGUACAGCUUAUAGAAUGUGUGAAGCUGGAAGAAUCCAAGACAAGACAUCUGUCACCAGAUGUCAUGAUUCCAAUGAAAGACAAAUCAUCAAGCAAAGCAGAUAUUCCUGUGGAAUAUCCUUUAUGUUCAGAAGGAACUGGUUUACUUAUAACAAGAGACCAGUCAGGAAAUGGUACAGAGGAGGCUCUUCGAAAGGCAGCCUCUUACUCCAAACCUAUUUUGACAGAAAGCAAAAGACAGAAGAGUAAUAGAAGACAAAUACUUAAUCAAGGCAUAAUAUGCCACAGAAGGCGAAUUUUGAAAUUAAAGGUGACAGAAUUUUUACAUCUACUUCAUUCCAUUGACCAUGGAACCCAUAGCCACAUAGAAGACCUACAGUUGAAUAUAACAGAGGAGACAGUAGAUAUGAAACAUCGAGAUGAGGUUAAAUCUGACAUUAUGGCACUCAGUAACACCAAACAAACAUCAUCUGAAGAGCCCAUCAAUAGAGGUGGUUUAGGAAAUGUCAUACAAUCAACACCUGACUUCUCACAGGUGAAAAAUGAAAAUGGGGGAAAUAUAACAAAAACAAAAGCUAUAAUGGACCUCAGGUGUGUCACUUUUAAAAGAAAGAGAACACCUUUUAAACACGUGUUUUUUGAAGAUGAACCCCAAUGGAACCACAGAGAACAAAAGAAAAUAAUGCAGAAAGCUCCAACGAGAAUAUGUGAGGAGCCAGCUAACAACCUCGAAAACUGUAUGCAAAAGGAAGAGGAUGUGACCCUGAAAGAUGAAGGUACAGUGGAAAGGGCUUUGGAAGAAAUGAGUCACCUUGACAGAAUAGCUAAGAAGGAGAUAGUGUCUCCUAUUACACAGGGAGUAGAGUUGAUCAAAGAGAAAGAGAUACAGAAAGAAAGGAAGAAAACUGAGGUUAAGACAAAACCAUAUUCACAGAAAAGCCAGUUGGCCUUCCAAGAAAGAGAGAAAGGGGUAGAAAAAAUAAAAAGCAAAGCAAGUGUGGUUCUGACCAAUCACACUUCUGUAUCUGUCCUUUCUCAUGUGAACUCAUGCACUCAAACAAGAAAAUCAGACUUCCCCACUGAUAUAACAAGAUACCCUCUUCCAAAAUCACCACAGAGGAAAGCAUCAGCUGCAGUGAAGAAAACAAUUGAUCAUGAAUUGGAUAUAAGGAAAGGAGAAGAUAUGCAAGGAAUAAUAAGAUAUGGUAUUUUAUCACCCCCACUACAGACAUCAUUUGAUGCGGGGAAGAUAUUACAUGCAAAGUCAAAUGAAGAUGAUGUCUCAAUGGAUGCCAAAACAGUACAAAAGCACAAGCCACAGAAUGGAGAAGACAGAGAAAGAGACACAACCAUUAUGAAAUAUCUAAUAGCAAAAUCCCAGGAAGGAGUGGAUAGAGAAUGUAUUUUGGAUAAAGACCAGAUGAAUCUUAAACACCGCACCAAGAAAUCACCCCUUUUCUCUCUUCUCCUCACAAAGUCUUUGCAAGUGAACAUCAAAGAGCAAAUAUGCAGCAAGAGAAGAGAACCCACGUUACAGAAGGAUACAGCAGCAAGAGAGAAAGACAUGGCCCUGAAUACCAUGGCGGAUUCCAAUGAAAUGUGUCUGAAAAGCAAGGAAUCAUUUUCGUCACUUAGAAGCAGCCAAGGAAACAUUCAGAAAACUGAAACACAAGAGCAAAGGAUCCCAGAAGGUCAACAGGAACUGAGUGAUGACAGGCUGACUAACCUUGAUGCUUCUCAAGCACCACCAAUCUCUCAGAGGGUAGAUACUGGACACAAGGGAGAAAACAUAGAAAUAGUGACAAGAUUCUCUAUAGCCACAGUAAAACUCAAAGAAUCAUUAGAGUCCAAGGAAGCAAUCCAUUUGGUACCAGUGAGUUUUGAUGUUUUGAUCUAUCCACUAACAAGAUUGCAAAGUUUGGAACAGGGAAAUUCAGGAGAUGGAGUGAAAUCAGGCCUCCUCCUAUGCUCCAAACAUCGAGAAGAAAAGGUAGAAGAAGAGAAAACACAAGAAGCACAGGGUGAUGGUGGAAAUAAAAAUGAACAGUUCGAGUCCCAAAGAGAAAAGCAGCAUGAAGUGCUGGCAGUGGAUUUGAGGGUCAAGAUGCAUCCCGAAUUGUCCAGGGGUUCUCCAAUUUCACAGAUCCUCAAUUCAAAAGAAUUUGUCUUGAAUCUCAUUGAGCAAAAGAAAAAGGUACAUGGGGAUCGAGAGGAACUCUGUAGGGUUCUCACAAGGAAUUUUAUCUCCGUUCCAACAGUGCCCACCUUUGUUAAGAAUCUUGGGAACAAAAUAGACAAAGACGUCCCAGAAAAGAAAAGGGUCUUUUUCCCAAGGUGUAAUCAUCAGCAAUCAUCAGAUAUCCAGGAAAGGACUAUUGGAAAAUCCCUUGAGAGAGAAGGUGCCAUCGUGGUUAAAAAAGCAAAACACCCCGCAAAAAGACAAGAGGCAGCAGGCAAGCAGGCUUCCCACUUCCAGAUCAGUAUAUGGGAAAAGAACCUCCCACCAGUGAGAUCUAAAGAGGAAUUGAACCAGUUAAUUUUAAGUCCACAGUCCAAGAAGAGUUAUUUUACAGGAUGUGUUACUAUCAGAAAUGGGGAAGGACUGGAACAUUCCAGAAUCAAUGCACAGCUGGAGGAUCCGUCAGAAGCACCCAGAACACCUCCCUCUGCUGCUCUUCUUUCCCACCCCACACAGACGCUGAGGACAGUGGAUAAUUGGAAGAAAUACCUGGAAAUAAAGGGCACCUUUGAUCAAAAAAUAAACCCAAAGGUUCUCUUUGCAUCACUGAUAAAAAUGCCCUUGGAGUUAUGUAUCACUUGUGGUUCCCCUGCAAAUUCCAAGGGAUUUUCUGUUUUAGAAAAUGAGCCCCAAGACCCUCCAUUCAAAGCCUCUCCUGUAUGGGAAGCAGAUGACAUUUUCAACAAUGGCCGUAGACAUGCGAACUCUCGGGAAGCAAAGGCGCUUGAUGCAGAACAGAACAUUCAGUUACAAAAGAAGUUCACAAAGCGUGUUCUGGGUUCUCCAGAUCCUGCUCUUCCUCUUUCUCCCAAAUGUGAAGACGUGGAAGGCAGAUUCACAAGAGUGCCUGUGAAAUGGAACUCAACCCCCCAAUGUUUAACAAUGAAAAUCCCAAACCACCCAAUUUUACAACUUCUUGGCCAUGUCAAGAAGUUAGAGUUUGAUUCUGUUCAGCCAAAGGAGAUUACUCUGUGCGAUGAGAAUGGCACCGAAAUCUACCAUGGUAAUCUCUAUCUCUCCAGAGAACCUGCCCUGCAGGCUGAAGAAACAAAGGGAGCCAAGAGAGACCAAGAAAAAGAGAAGAGCAGCUGUACUUUGGAACCCCAGAAGUCAGUCUGCACCAACCGCACUGUGUGGAAGAUCCACCUUACUAAUAGUCUUCCCCGAGAUGCUCAGACCCUGGAGAUGCACACACAAGAUACACAAAAUAAUCCUGGGGCUGCCUCAGAAGCAGACAGCAACAUCAGGGAAAACGAGGUCCCACUAACACCACACAUGGAAGAAGGGGCUAUUUCAGGCCAUGAUGUCUCGGUGCUUCCCACAGAUCCCAUGGUGCAACAGCAAGAAGAAAAUGUAGCCAAAGCCAUCCCAUUUACACCUGAAAAGCCAAAGGAAGCUGUGGAAAUGUCGGCAAAAGAUUGGACUGUUGAAAACUCUGCCCCAGGAGCAGCAGAAAACCAGGAUGAGGUUCAACCAGUCCUGACACAGGACACAAACCCAGAACAACCCCAGCAGCCCCAAAGCUUGGUAGAAACUUUGACCCUCCCACCCCUCCAGGCUGAAGGGAAAGAAAGGAAGUUAGCAGAUUGGAAAAAUACAGAAGAAAACUUGCUUCCUAUUGUGGAGUCCAUUCAAAAUUACCUUGAGUCCCAGAUAACAAAUAUUAUCCAAGAAAAAUUUCUUCCUCAACUAGAAUCAAGAAGCACCUGUCCACAGGCAGUUUGGAAGUCACCCCCUUCAACAGAAGCUCCAGACCCAACACCCCAACCAGAUCCCAGAGAACAGGCCAAAGCUAUAUCAGAAUGUUCCACACCCCAAGGAGAAAUGAAUCUCCAAAGACACUUGGUGUUGAACGCACAGGAGAUCCAUUCAAAUGGGAGCCCACAGAAAGUCAGACAGUCAUCCCAAAGCUGCUCCUUGAGUUCAAAAGAAAAAGUAACUUCUGAGGAUGUGCCAAGAAUGGACUCCCCAGCACCCAAAAAGGCGAGCUGUGUGCCUGAUGAGGAUAUAGAGACCAUCGAGAUCAGCCUAAGGCACAAAAGUCCAAGAGGGGCAGCUCUUGUCAAUCCUUUGAAAAGUCUAAACAUCCAUUUUGCAGACACAGACAACAAGGUUCUUAAGUGGUCUUCUACAAGGAAGCUAGAAAGCAGAGCGUGUUUCAUGAUGGCCUCUGAUAUCCAGAGAUCAUGGCCCCCUAUCCUCCGUAGGUGCUCAAUCGAACUAAGGGACAAGCUGCUCAUACAUUUGGGGAGGAAAACUCUGGAAAUUCAAAUGAAAGCCUUUCCCAGACCUGCCAGGGCCUCUUACAUAGCUGCCCACACCCAGCAAAAGAAACCCAUGUUUCAACUCUCUCCUGGCCAUCAAAGGCCCAAGUACCCAAACAGAACUAUAUUGCUUCUUGAUCAAAAGUCUCUUCAUCCAAAAGACCUUGAUUUACAAUAUAAACAUGUCCGCUUUUUCCAGCAGAUCCCUGUCAAAAGAAGGUUCCCAAAGCCAAAGACGCUCCCCAAAUAUACUCUUAAAUUGAACACGGUUGUGACUUGUAAAAACAUCAGCCAGCAUGUCCAAGAUGUUGGUCUUGCUCCUGACAGAGAACAGGAAGAGAAGCAGUUCUCUUUCAGAAACCAAAGGCCUCAGCAAAGUCAAGUUCUGGGGUUGCCCCCAGUGGCUGAGUUGAAUCCUGAUGGAAGCAGGGGGGAGGAGAGAGACAUCAUAGCUCCUCCAGAGCUAACACAUCCAGUGACUAUGGAGAAAGAUAAGCAUGGCAAUGUAUGGUCUCAAAGAACAGCCCUGUGUCCCUGUCUCAGGCCUCAGAAAAACGCUGGUGAUUCAGUCCAGUUCCAGGCAACACGACCACCUGAGGUGUUUCUCAAGAGGGGUCUGAAGGCCUCAAAAGCAGCCUCACAGCCAAGUCUCUCUCUUAAGGACAGUGAGAAGUGUAUGGUGUUGGAGGCCAACUCUCACUUAGCUCAGGAAUCAGAAUCUAUUCUGUAUGAGUUGCAGAAUGGCGUUCCUCUGGAAAGUCUGAUGAUGAAGAAAAUCAACACAGAGAUGAUGCCCUUUGUCAAGGAAGCACUGAGCCCUUUUCAGUUCUGGGCCUGCAGAAGACAUUCCUUGUCUGUUACCCCACCUCACUGGGAGUCACACCGGAACAGGAAGCGGAGGCCCUCCUCCAGAAGACACUUUCCAGGGCAGGGGUCUGGUAGGCCAAUCAACACUUCAGAAGCUUCCGGGAAGUCUUCCAUCAUCAUUCUGCAAGAGAAGUGUCUCCCGACUAUGAGAAACAAGAUGAAUCACUCUGUAGCCCCCUUAACGGAAUCGAAUCUUAGAUUACAUCUCGCCAGAAAUCAAGGCAGGCCUUCCAGGAGUCCUGAAAGCAGAGAGAGAAAGAAGGCCACAUCUGAUAUUUUUUGCAAGAACCACGGCCCCCAGAACCAGGAUCACAGCAAUAUGCCACGUCAGGGGAAAUACCCCAGAAAGAAGCCAACCCUCGACUGCAAAGAUGUUCCUGAACAUUCAGGAACAUUCCAUUAUUUCUCAUGCAGGAAGAAGUUAGUGUGGAAACCAUACCAAGAGGCUCCCCAACAGUGCUGGAAAAGGCGCACACACCCUCCCUUUGUUUAUGCCUGCAUUCCAGCUGACUCAAUGGAGAUCAUCCCCCGGACCGUCCGCUGGACCAUUCCUCCCCAGACAUUGAGAAAGAACAAUUUCAGGGUCCCCCUGGUGGCCAAGGUCUACAGUUCUUGCAGGCUGGAUGGAGACUCCCACUGUCCACCGUCCACCCCCACUCCUGAAGCUGAGAUGGAGUUCUGUUGA
This is a messenger RNA of Suncus etruscus (white-toothed pygmy shrew), 8181 nucleotides long. Its product is annotated as leucine-rich repeat transmembrane protein CCDC168-like. The coding region runs from base 1 to 8181 and encodes 2726 amino acids. The transcript has 21 exons. NCBI's taxonomy places the organism in Eukaryota, Metazoa, Chordata, Mammalia, Eulipotyphla, Soricidae. The record is from RefSeq and is a predicted model, not a curated record.